Molecule: messenger RNA, 4948 nt
Organism: Drosophila obscura
Lineage: Eukaryota; Metazoa; Arthropoda; Insecta; Diptera; Drosophilidae
Gene: Slob
Product: slowpoke-binding protein
Exons: 13
Coding region: 72-4424 (1450 amino acids)
Cellular component (GO): cytoplasm
Molecular function (GO): protein serine/threonine kinase activity
Source: RefSeq, a predicted model, not a curated record
ACCCUUUUUUGGUGUGCCUUAGGAGGUUUGAUAUUAGGUGGAAUUGUUGUCAUCUCAUACUGGAUACGACGAUGCAGGACACUUGCAGCGAGGUCAGCGCAGCGCCAGCGCCGCAUCCGGAGCCGCAGCUCAUCGUCGGCUGCCCUCAUCAGCGGCAGCAACAACAACAACAGCAACAGCAGCAGCAGCAACAGCAACAGCAACAGCAGUCGAGGGAUACCAAAGUCAUCGCCAGAUCAUAUUCAUCGUCGUCGUCGACGCCGCAUGCUCCAGUGCAUCAACUGAAGCAGCAGCAGUCCCUGCCACAGCCACUGCACCAGCAGCUGCCACAGGCACAGCAGCAACAGCAGCAGCAGCAGCACCCGCACCACAAUCCCCACGCCUCCAAGUCCGUGUCCAUACUCGUCUACAAGACCCUGAACACAGUAUUCAGGAGCAGCCGCAAGAUCAUCGUACGCGUCUGUGAUUUGGCCAGCUCCAAGAAAUCCUUCACCAUGUUCAAAUUCAACAAGGCUGCCCAGCAGCAGCGGAUGGACAAUCGGAACAGCGCCGUCACCGGCCACGAUCAGUUUGUCAGGCCGCCGGUACCCGAAAAGAAAGUGAAGCACAUUAUGAAGAAGCUGCACAAGGCGAAUGGCUUGAAGCGCUCCAAUUCGGCCAUCGAGUUUGAUGUCUCGGCCCUGACGGCGGCCAAUCGCCGUCAGAUCUACAGUAGCAAUCGGUCGGCGAGCUCGGAGCAAGAUAACAUGUCCGACAUGUCCGAGCACUCGGAGAAGUCGCCGCUGGUUAGCGCGAGGUUAGACAAUCUAGCUAGGCUCUUCUUUAGCAAAUCGAUGCCAGCGGAAACCGGAAGUAGAGAUACCAUAGAUUCAGUACUGACAACAAGACCCAACAUCAAAUAUCAGUACUCGGCCCUGGACAGCGGCAAUGGGAUCGUGGAGCGCAGUCCCCGUGAGCGUGCCCAACGGGAACGCGCACUCAAUGCCACCCAGGAGUGGAUACAGAGCGCCAAUGGGCGGUACGAGGUGAUUGCCCAUCUGGAUGAGAUCGGUUCGCGGCACGGCAAGAACUGGUUUCUGGUCACAGAUGCAUCGGUUCGCACAGAUCGUCUGAUGACGCUGCUGCCGCUGCCGCCCGAUUGUGUGGCCUUCGAGGAUAUGCCACCGAAUGAAAGUGCCAGGGAUAUACUGAUGGAGCUGCUUGGCUCACUGCAUCAUCCCUACAUCUACCCAGUGCUGGAUCUUGGCUUCUUGCGCAGCAGCACGAACGGCUAUGCGUGCCUCGUCACGCCAUUCAAUUCGCGCGGCAGCCUCAAGGAUCUGAUCUAUAAGGCACAGUGGAACGAGCCGUGGGUCAAAAAGUACACACGCAAGCCGAAUGGUUUGCCUGUCAGCCAGGUGCAGCGUCUGGGCAGACAGAUACUGGAGGCCCUGCUCUUCCUGAAGGAGCGCGGUUUUCCGCUUCACGGUCACCUGCACAGCGGCAAUGUUAUACUACAGAAUGGAGCAGCCAGGUUAUCGGGCCUGGAGAACGGCCUGCUGGGCCUGAGCUCGCGCAACAAUGCCGUGAUGUGGUCCCGUUCGGUGACCGAGAUCGAGAACGUUGACAUCGUGUGCUUUGGCCACCUGCUGUACGAGAUGUGCACGGGCCAGGAGCUCAACACACCGAAGCCGUCCAUACGGGUGCUCGAAAUGGAGCUGAAUCACUAUCCACAAAUUGGACAGAUACUGGAGAUCCUGGGCCUUAUUUUUGAGCCGCCCAGCGGUGUCUGCCCCUCCGUUGAGGACCUAGUCCUGUGCGAUCUCUUUCGCAGCAUCGAUCUAAGGGAGCUGCGUGGUCCCUGCUUCAGUACAAUUAAGCCGAGCCUCAGCAGGUCCACACUGAAUCUGUUGCAUGCCGUGAAGAAGAGGCAGUGCGCCUCCUUGGGUCACUCACUCAGCGAGGCAAGCUCGCCCUGUACGCCGCCCUCGACGCCGCACGAUCGACGCACUGGAAUCAGCCGAACAAUGGACUCAUUUGACAUAUCAAGCGACUCGGAGGAGGGGCUGCUCGAGGAGAUUGUCGUCGGCGGGAGCUGCCACCAGCAGCACCUGCUGCGGCUGCAGCAGUGGCACUCGGCCCACUCCUACACGUACGAGCCGGCCACGGAGUCGCCCAUCCACUACUGCGACCAUGCGGCCCUCUACUCCGAUGACAAUAGCAUCCAUGACCAACAGCCGCCCACCAUACGCUGCAGCACCAGCAGCCAGAGCAAUCUCAAUGUAAUGCUGGCCGAGGGCGUGGCACUGCCUGGGGAGGAGCGGCAGGAGCAGGACGAGAUCGAGGACUACGAGGUGGCCAGUGGCUCGUCGGGUACACAGCGGCUGCAUGCACCUGCUUCGGUGGGCGCGGGCGCGGGCGGAGCCUCAUUCAAUCACCAGCUGACGGCGGACAUGUGCAACUACAAGAACUCGAAGAGCCGUCGACUGGAGUACUCGCUGAAGUGCCUCAAGUACGGGCGCAGCAAUCCCUCGCAGGACUCGGCCUUUGGCUCGCUCACCGACAACGAUCUGUCCAUCGCCUCGAGCAUUCGCCUGAGCAGCUUUCAGUCCAUCUCCUCGCCGAUCGAUGAGGGCGUCGAGGAUAUCAUCAUAGCCACGACGACGGGCGGCAACGAGACCUGCCUGGAACUGGCCACCAUACCCAGGAGCAUGGUCUCCCAGGAUUCGGCCAUCUCAUCGCCCUGCCGCGAGAGCUCGCCGAGCAACUUUCUGCACAUUGACGAUGCCAUGUCCGGCACGGGUUCGACUUCAUCGGGCUCCGGUUCGGGCUGUGGCUCGUACGGCAACACGCGGCCGCAGCAGUUUCCUGUGUCGCUGUCGCCCAAGAUACUCGUGACGGCCACCAGCAAUUCGAGCAGCUCCUCGUUGGCCUCCAACAGCAACGCUGGCCAGCCACAGGCACAGGCACAGUCACAGGCUCAAGGGCAUGCCCAUCAGCAGCAACAGCAGCAGCAGCAGCAGUUUGAUCCGCCCAAGAUCCUGGUCAACGAUCAGAACUCCAUCUACACGACAUCGCCCUCAAAGCGCUCCGGCAUGAUUGAGGUCUUCUCGCAGAAGUACAGGGUGAGCUCCUUCGAGGACAUGUCACCCAAGCGGGGCAACGCGGACAAGCAGCAUCUGAAGCAUGUGAAUCGGCUGGCCUUCCGCUCGCUGGAGGAGGAGCGGCGCAUCGAUAACGCCUUCAUGCCCAUGGCGGAUCGCACCCAUUCGGACAAUCGCGUCAAUAUGCAGAGCGAAAAGUACAAGAAGCUCACGCACGCCUCCUUUCGCAUCAGCAAGACCUCCAGCCAGGACUCGCCCACGGCCACGCCCACCACACCGAAUGGCGGCAACAGCAACAGCAUGGAGAUGCAGCGCACCGGCCGCCAGACACUGUGGCGCGACAGCAAAUUCUAUCGCAAGAAUCGCAUUGCCAAGAGCAACGACUCCCUCAUGGAGAACACACCGUCGAGUCCGAGGCUGUCGCCGGGCUCGUACGAGAGCCGCAGCAGCUCCCAGGCCAGUCGGCGAUCCCUGAGCGGCAGCCAGCAGAUGCUGAGCGUGACGACCAGCUUCUGUGGCAAUGGCAGCGGAUCGGCGGCCAGGAAUGCUGCACGCUACUGCAGCUCAAAGAGCGAGGAUCUGGGGGAGUCCUCGGACUAUCUGAGGGUAAUGGAUGCCCGCAAAUCCUACUCGGAACGACAUUUGGUGCGACUCAAGCAGACGGCCAUCAAUAACACGCACAGCGAGGACGAUAUGAGCUUCAACGAUGACAAUAAUCCAUCAGCAUCAGGAUUGGGUUUGGGAAUGGGUCUAGGAUUGGGUUUAGGAUUGGGUUUGGGAUUGGGAUCAUCAACGCAUGGCCAGGCCCACCACCAGCACCACCACCAGCAACAGCAGCAACAGCAGCAUCAGCAGGGGGGACGCUGGAGCAGCUGCUCCAUUAGCAACCACCUGAAGACGACCAAUAUUAAGACCAGCUCAUUGGCCACGCUCACGCUCUCCUGCCAAUCGAAUUUAGUAGCCAAAGCUCCUUCCGUUCCGUCAACUGCCAGCAGCUAUCGCACGCCCUCCAAGUCCCUGGACCAGGCACUCAACAUCAAGGUCCAAAGCACCAACAACAUCAACACGAACACCAACACCAACACAGGCAACACAGGCAACACGAACAACAGCAACAGCAACCCGAGCAACACUAGCAACAGCACCAGCAGCAGCAGCUCGGUGGAUGAGUCGUCCCCAUCGCGUCUGACACUUAGCGGCGCUGAGCUAUCGCGCAUUUUCGUGAUGGACAUGGACGAUGCACCGGGAGGCAGCAGCUGCAGCGAGGAGAAGACACCGCUACUGGACAGCGUGGAAAUGUCGCCGAUUAGUCCAACAGAGUCGGAGCAGCCAGAUCUAUAGGAGCGCUAAGAGAACAGACGCAGACACAAAAGUACACAAAAUAAAGUCAUAAAACACCCCACACACACCCUACAGACACCCCUACCUACACACACCCCUACCAACACACACACACACACGUAUUGAGCAGCCGAAAUGCAAAGCAUGUGAUAAAGAAACCAAAUGAAAUAGAGAUCGAAAUGGAAGAAGAUCGAGGAAAGAGGGAACCAUCAAGUUAUAGAACUUUAGGCUAGGUACGAGAGGCAGGCGGCAGGCAGGCAGAAGCAUUUGCCAGUGUUGGUUAAGGGUAAGGCAAUUCUAACACAGAAACAGACGACACAGAGAGAGAAGGAGAGAAAGAAACAUGUAAGGUAUUCGGUAAUUCGGAGCUGCUUUCGCCUUUGCUUGGAUCCACACUCAAAGCUUUCUUCUGGUAACAAUAAUAUUUUCGUCUUUAUAUUGAACUUUAGCCGAUUGCUUUUACAGCAAGUCCAAGCGAAAUUACACUAGAUUAAAUAUUAUCUACUAUCUCUCUACAAAAGCAA